AUGGAGCCUGUGGUGGAGGAUCCCAGACCAGAGGUCGGGAAUCCUGCUCCCGAGGAGGAAGAGGUGUGGGAGGUUCCUCCGCUUUUUGGCGUUGCCAUGUCGCCGAGCGCUCUGGAGAGGCCUUUACAAAUGAUUGACGAUGGGAAGCCGACCGUGUAUCUGGACGAGAUGCCAGAGCCUGAGCCGAGUCCAUACGACUCCGACUCCUCCAGCUCCGACGAGGCGUUUGAACCGACUCCCGAGAUGGCAGACAGAGCCGAAAAGAUGAGGCGUCGGCUGAUCCAACGCUCUUCCGGUACCGCUGCUGCCUCUUCCUCCCUACCGUCUCCGGCUCCCAGGCCGACUCCUCCUCCUCCUCAAAACAUGGUGGAUCUGACUCCGUCGCCAGUGGUGUCGCCCACUCGACAGCCACCUCCUCCUCAGACAGAGAGUUCCAGCUCUAAGCGCCCGGCUGUUCAAACUGACGAGUCGGCUCCCAAAAGGAUCCGGCUGUGCCAUGAGGUAGAGGAGGAUGCCCAGAUCUGGAUGGGCACCUCCUCUGUCCGUAAGUGGUGUGCUAACGUCCUUCUUCCUAAGGACGUAGAGGCGACUCAUGCUCUGGGGGACGGGUACAUCCUCGAGGCCUCACUGCGCCAAUCGUACCGCAACCUCACCUUCCAGAUGGAGAUGAGUAAGCGGCUGCAGAACUAUUUGACCGACAUGCAGUCUCUGUCCAACAAGCUGCGUCAGACGGAGGAGGCCUUUUCAGAAGAGCGGGCGAAGCACCUCAAGGUGGUGGAGGUGCACAACUCUGAGAUGCUGAGGGUUACUCGUCAGUGGGAGGAGGAGCGAGACAAGGUGGCGAAGAUUGCUGCGACCUCUGUUGAGGAGUACAAGAAGUCGGCCGCCUUCGAGGCGGAGGUGAAGGCGGCGAUAGAGGCUCGCCAAAAAGAGAUUGCUAAGGAGUGGCUGUCGACGCCGGAUGGUGACGAGUUCCUCCUGGACUUAGGCGAGCGCGACUAUCGCCUCGGCUUUCGCGAGGCGCAGACUGAGAUCCAUUCUGCCUUGCUGGUCCGCGACUCUACUUUCACUCCCGAGAGCUGGGGCCUCAAGCCCGUGAUAGAUGCUCUUCCGGCGACUGAAGGACAGUCGGCGACUGGGGAUCCGGCAGCUCUUCCGGCAGCCUCUGAUCCGGCGACUCUUCCUUCAGCGACACCUCCUGAGCUCGCCGAGUCCUCUCUUCAGGUUCCGGCUUGGACCACCGAUGCGAUACGGUAUGGCCCCUCCCACUUAACCGCAAACUUGCCCCCUUCGGUGGGCUGA
Messenger RNA from Ipomoea nil (Japanese morning glory), 1302 nucleotides. RefSeq names its product MAP7 domain-containing protein 1-like. The record is from RefSeq and is a predicted model, not a curated record. Lineage: Eukaryota; Viridiplantae; Streptophyta; Magnoliopsida; Solanales; Convolvulaceae. The transcript has 4 exons. Bases 1 to 1302 code for a protein of 433 amino acids.